Molecule: messenger RNA, 1983 nt
Organism: Owenia fusiformis
Lineage: Eukaryota; Metazoa; Annelida; Polychaeta; Sabellida; Oweniidae
Source: the annotation of a GenBank genome assembly
GAUUUGAGUUGGAUCCACGUGGAUCCAUUGACCCAGCUCAGUUCAACAGUGACAUCAUUAAGAAUAUAUCUUGUCAGCAACAGGGUAUUCUCGACGGAAAUAGCACCAAACCAAAUGUAGCACAAUAUUCCUCUGCCAUCAAUGGUAAUUCUGCUACAUCCAUUAAACCAGAACAGACCAACAAUGACUUGGAGUUGGAAACUCAACUCAAUGGAAAUGAUCCCAACCCAAAUAUAGCACAAUAUUCCUCUGCCGUCGAUGGUUAUUCUGCUACAUCCAUUGAACCAGAACAGACCAACAAUGACUUUGGGACUCAAUUCAAUGGAAAUAACUCCAACCAAAAUGUAGCACAAUAUUCCUCUGCCAUCAUUGGUAAUACUGCUACAUCCAUUGAACCAGAACAGACCAACAAUGACUUUGGGACUCAACUCAAUGAAAAUAACACCAACCCAAAUAUAGCACAAUAUUCCUCUGCAAUCAAUGGUAAUUCUGCUACAUCCAUUGAUCCAGAACUGACCAACUGUGAUAUGGAAACUCAACUUAAUGGAAAUAACACCAACCAAAAUGUAGCAUUAUAUUCCUCUGCCAUCAAUGGUAAUUCUGCUGCAUCCAUUGAAUCGGAACAAACCAACAAUGACUUGGAGUUGGAAACUCAACUAAAUGCAAAUAUAUAUAACACCAACCCAAAUAUAGCGCAAUAUGCCUCUACCAUCAAUGGUAAUUCUGCUACAUCCAUUGAACCACAACAGACCAACACUGAUAUGGAAACUCAACUCAAUGGAAAUAACACCAACCCAAAUGUAGAAUUUUAUCCCUCUUCCAUCAAUGGUAAUACUGCUACAUUCAUUGAACCAGAACAGACCAACAAUGAGAUGGAAACUCAACUCAAUAGAAAUAACAACAACCCAAAUGUAGCAUUAUAUUCCUUUGCCACCAUUGGUAAUUCUGCUACAUCCAUUGAACCAGAACAGACGAACACUGAUAUGGAAACUCAACUCAAUGAAAAUAACACAAACCCAAAUGUAGCACAAUAUUUCUCUGCCAUCAAUGGUAAUACUGCUACAUCCAUUGAACCAGAACAGACCAACAAUGAGAUGGAAACUCAACUCAAUGGAAAUAACACCAACCCAAAUGUAGCAUUAUAUUCCUCUGCCAUCAUUGGUAAUUCUACUACAUCCAUUGAACCAGAACAGACGAACACUGAUAUGGAAACUCAACUCAAUGAAAAUAACACAAACCCAAAUGUAGCACAAUAUUUCUCUGCCAUCAAUGGUAAUACUGCUACAUCCAUUGAACCAGAGCAGACCAACACUGAUAUGGAAACUCAACUCAAUGAAAAUAACACAAACCCAAAUGUAGCACAAUAUUCCUCUGCCAUCAAUGGUAAUACUGCUACAUCCAUUGAACCAGAACAGACCAACAAUGAGAUGGAAACUCAACUCAAUGGAAAUAACACAAACCCAAAUGUAGCACAAUAUUCCUCUGCCAUCAAUGGUAAUACUGCUACAUCCAUUGAACCAGAACAGACCAACAAUGAGAUGGAAACUCAACUCAAUGGAAAUAACACCAACCCAAAUGUAGCAUUAUAUUCCUCUGCCAUCAUUGGUAAUUCUACUACAUCCAUUGAACCAGAACAGACCAACACUGAUAUGGAAACUCAACUCAAUGAAAAUAACACAAACCCAAAUGUAGCACAAUAUUCCUCUGCCAUCAAUGGUAAUACUGCUACAUCCAUUGAACCAGAACAGACCAACAAUGAGAUGGAAACUCAACUCAAUGGAAAUGGCACCAACCCAAAUGUAGCACAAUAUUCCUCUGCCAUCAAUGGUAAUUCUGCUACAUCCAUUGAACCAGAACAGACCAACAAUGACUUUGGGACUCAACUCAAUGGAAAUAACUCCAACCCAAAUAUAGCACAAUAUUCAUCUGUCACAUCAACACUAAGGAAACGAAAGGCCGUGAAAGAUGUUACAAUGAACACAG